Electrophorus electricus (electric eel) is the source of this 3959-nucleotide messenger RNA. RefSeq names its product proline, glutamate and leucine rich protein 1 (gene pelp1). Gene Ontology annotation, biological process: rRNA processing. Gene Ontology annotation, cellular component: nucleus. The record is from RefSeq and is a predicted model, not a curated record. Lineage: Eukaryota; Metazoa; Chordata; Actinopteri; Gymnotiformes; Gymnotidae.
AUGGCUGCGGCGGCUUGGCUGCAUGGCCCCAACGGUGUGCGGCUGACCGAGGGUCUGGCGUCGGCGCUGAGAGAGGACCGAGCCGAACACCUGCCCGCGCUGUUGGCGGACUAUCGCGAGCACGGCGUGGUCGCGACGCACCACUCCGGGCCGUGGGCGGUCUCGCUGGGGAUCAGCAAUGCCCGGCUCGGGUCAGCAAGACGAGGUUUUGAGGGUCUGUGUUUGUUGUCUAUGUUGGUGAAGGACAGCUCGAGUGAAGUCUUCCAGCAGCACUGUCUCUCGUUACGCACUCUACAACAGAUUAUCCAGUCGCAAGCCCCCCUGCCCACGGUUCAGCUGGCGGUGAGCGUGCUGUCUGACCUGCUGCAGUACUCCUCCCAGCUGCCCGAGCUGGCCAGAGAGGUGGGCCUCAACUCUGUGCUGGGGAUCCUCACCUCCCUGCUGGGCCUCAAGUCUGAGUGCCACCUAGCUGCCAUGGAGGGAAUGAUGGCUUGUAUGACCUAUUACCCACGAGCAUGUGGCUCACUGAAGGAAAAGCUAGGAGUUUACUUCCUGUCUAAGAUGGACUCUGACAACCCAAAAGUACAAGAAGUUGCUUGUGAAUGUUACGGACGGCUGCCUUGCCUCGGAGGUGUGCUUGAGCGUGGGGGAGGUGGACGCAGGGCUGAGGGAUGGACCAAUCAGGUGCACUGUCUGCUAGCAUCAGCUAAUAACAUCCUGGGACAAUUGUACCAGGGCAUAGAGACAGAAGAGACUGUACAGUAUGAGGGACCAGGAGUAGAGCUGCCUUUUCCACCGAUCGACGACAUCGAUCCACUCUUGAUUCUUCAACUUCGUCAUCGCUACAGAGCUGUGUGUCUCGCUCUCAGACAUACACUUGGUGUUGAUCCGGCAACCUCGGUGCGUCUUUCUGUUCAGCAUGUCCUUAACCUGGUGUGUCGUGCCCUGGCUGUUAGCAUUAAGAGCAUUAAUGCCACAGGUGAAGGCUGCUUGAAGCUGCUGGUUUUGCCUUCAAUACACAGCGACUCCCUGGAGCUGCUCUCCGCACUAAUCAAAGCUGUGCGCAGUGGCCUGGUGCGGUAUUGUAGCGUGCUCAACAGGCUCUUCUCUCAGUCACUGUCAACAUGGGCAUCACUCCCAGAGGCCAGCCUGGGCCAGCAGAGAUCAUACAGUGCUGUGCGAGUGACCCUAUACCAUACACUAGAAUUGUGGGUGCGUGUGGGUGGAGCCUCUGCCUCAGUACUGCAGGGAAGCACCUCCCACUCAGAGCUGCUCUUCACUCACCUCCUGGGUGACAUUACGCCAGGAACCGAGGCUGUCAAACUUCGUGCGGGACAGCCAGCCAUGCCGGACCUGGUCGGCACCGCUGCAAAGGCGGGACCUCGGCGGACUAAAGGACUGGGCAUUGGAGAGCCAGGUUGUAUUUCACUGCAAAGGAAAGGUGAUGCCCUAGCAAAUCAGGACACAUGCUUUGCUGCUCUUCAAGCCCUUAGACAAAUUGUUUUGACUAGCGGCACUCUGUUGAAAGAAGAUCUACACAAGAGGCUGCAGGACCUGGUGGUGCCCCUGUGCGUGCGGCUGCAGCAGCAGGCUCAGUGCGGCGCAGAGAAAGGCAGCGUCAGCGGCCAGUAUGGCGGCGCGCUGCCCCGGCGGGAGCUCUACCGCCUCCUGCUGGCCCUGGUGCUCGUACCCUCCCCGCGCUGGCCCCCGCCACUCUCCUGUGCGGUGUCCGUGUUCAGCCAGGGCCGCCGAGAUCGAAACAUCGUGGUUUCUUCAUUCUGUGCUGAGGCCUUGACUAUAUGCAAUACUCUGCUUCACCCACGUACCCCCUCCAUCUCCCUGCCUCUCCCGCCCCUUACUCUCAAGCCAACCCCAUCUGCACCUGUCCAUGCCCCCACCCAGAACCCCUCGCUCUCCGUCCCGACCCUUCUGGGGGCCCCUGCACCAGGCCCUUCCUUUCCUGCCAGACAUCCUCUGGGGUUGGGCCCUGCUGCUCUCCUAGGCUCCCUGGAGAACCAUCUCCCCAUGGUUCCUCCUGUUCUCCCCACCCCGGCUGGUGCCAGUGGGCCCCCAGGUGACCUGCUCCUCUCUCCAACCCAGCCUGCUGAACUGGCAGGCCUUGGGGCCCCAGAAGGCCAACGGCAGGUGUUCGUUCGCUAUGACAAAGAGGAGCCUGAGGAUGUGGAGAUCUCUCUUGAGAGCGAUUCGGACGAUAGCGUAGUCAUCAUGCCAGAAGGAAUGAUGCUGGAGAUGCAGGAGGGAGCGGUCAAUCCACAGACUCUCGCGCCGCCACCAGGGGGCGCCAUGCCUGCACCCGCUGCUGGAGUGGUGGGCGAAGCUGGGACAGUGGAAACUGCGCUCCCUAAUGAGCUUCCCACAUCCAUUUCCCAUCAGAUCCUGCCAUCCGAUGCCAACAAUAUCAACUCCUUCCCUGGACCCAGCCAGGGAGAGCAACUCGCCUCUCUGGUGCCAUCUCUGAACUCUAAUGCUGUGCCGCUCACGGCACCCCCUGGUGGCCUGGGGAACUCCUUGCCAGCAGCUCCACAGCUUCAGCAGAUGCUAUUGCAGCCUUCGCCAGGAGGACAGGCAGCCCAGCUGACCCUGUCCUUACACAUGCAGCUACAGAACCAGCUGGCCCAAACAAGCCGCCAGCUCCAACAGCAGCAGCAACCUGCCGGUGCAGAGGAGGACCAGAACGUCAUCAACAUCAACAGCUCAGACGACGACGAAGAGGAGGAUGAUGAGGGCAUAGAGGAUGAAGAGGAACUGGGAGAAGAGGAGGAAGAGGAGGAAGCUCUGGAGGAGGAUGAGGAGGAAGAAGGAAGUGAUUUCCAUGAUGAUGAUAUAUACACAGAGUAUCAUGAUUUUGAUAUGCAAGAGGAAGAGGGGGAAGAGAUAGAAGAUGAGGAGGAGGAAGAGGAGGAGGAAGAGGAGGAGGAAGAGGAGGAUGAAGAAGAGAUCCCUUUGGAUGGGGACAACCGCCGAGGCGUGAUGGCAGAAGAGCAGGGAGUGGUGAUGAUUGAAGAGCAAGAAGAGGGAGGCAUGGGCGCUUUCCAUGUGGAAAGGGAGAGACAGGUGGAAGGAGGGAUAGAGGAAAUGGAGGCCGUGAGAAGCGUCUGUGGGGAGGAAGGGAUGAAGGACAAAGGGGCCGUGGAAGAGAUUGAGAACAUUGGCGCCGUGGAAGGGAACGAGAGCCUGGCCCCUGAGCAGCAAAUAGAGACGCACGUGAUUGGCGAAGACGCCGAGCAGCCGGAAGAGAGCGCCCCCGCCAAAGCCGUGGAGCAGGAGGAGAGGCCGUGGGUGCAAGAAGAGAGCGCGCCAGAGCCGUCGGCAGCACCGGAGGAUACCGGGAUGCCUCGGGAGGAUCAGGAGGUCACUGUAGAGGGCGGAGUUAAUGAGGAAAGUGCAGGGGGAGAGCAAGACGUGGCACCCGACCAAAGUGCGGUGUCUACAUCGGGAGAAGCUGCACCACAGCAAGGAGACGAGGAGCCUGGGGAGAAGGCCAAGGGCGAAGAGGAGCAGGCGGGAGCGCUGGAGGAGGAGGAGGAGGAGGAGGAGGAGGCACGAGGAACAAAGAGAAAGAUAGAAGAUGUGGAGGAAGCAGAGGCCUCUGAACAGGGUAGUGAGAAUAAGCGAGAUGAAAUGAUGGCUUCCAUGCUGGCUGACUUUGUGGACUGCCCUCCAGAUGACGAGGACCAUGGUGCCUCACAGUCCCAUUCCUAGAGCACCAACAUCUCCAGAACACAUCAUUCAUUUGGUCUCCACGUAGACUUUCUUUCCCAGAGAGCAACAGAUUCCUAAGGGGCUUGCAUCAAGAUUUGCGCACAGAUAUGUGUCACUAAAACUUGUACUUUUUUUUUUUUUUUAUCUGUGAUGAUUAUUUUAGAUUUUCCUUAAUGGAUCGUACAGAGUGAUGCAGUCAUGGUCUUGCUUGUGAUGUCAUUAAAGAUUUACUCUUU